Messenger RNA from Ceratina calcarata, 2567 nucleotides. RefSeq names its product Transmembrane protein 214 (gene Tmem214). The transcript is spliced from 8 exons. Gene Ontology annotation, cellular component: endoplasmic reticulum; Golgi apparatus. Bases 91 to 2136 code for a protein of 681 amino acids. The record is from RefSeq and is a predicted model, not a curated record. NCBI's taxonomy places the organism in Eukaryota, Metazoa, Arthropoda, Insecta, Hymenoptera, Apidae.
ACACUUUGCCGACAACACAGCUGCUACCAGAAACACUUCAGUGCCUUUUAAUAGUAUUGUUAGGCGGUUCGACUUUGUCUAUUAUACAUUAUGUCGUCCGGUGGUUGGGAAUUAGUUGGAAGAAACAAGAAGGAAAAGAGCAAUGGAAAGACCAGUAAACUCACGAAGGCUGAGAAAAAGAAGUUCAUCGAGAACGCACCGAAAGUCGAGGAUUUCCUGCCUUUGAGUCAAGUGAAGACUCUAUACGAUAAUCUGGAUAGUAACAAGGAAAAUAAGAAACCGUCGAAGGAGAAGGAGAGCAAGACAAAGGAGAAUGAGGAAAAGAAGAAGCAACAGAAACAGCAGCAGCAGCAGCAGCAGUCUGAGAAGAAGAAAACGGAGCCUCCAAAGGAGAAACCUCCCAAGUCUAUAAAAGAUGCGCUCAACGCGAUUAACGCGGAGGAGUUUCGCAGUAUUUUAACCAGCAGCCAGGCCCGAUUCCCAGAAGCUCCGUUGAUCUGGUUGAAGGAUCUGGCUGCAUUCCUUAAUAUGAAAAUUCCUGUAGACAAAGAAGACGCCGUGUUCUCUGGGAAGCCUAAGGACUACCCGCUGAGCGUGGUGCCCAAAUCGAUAUCCAGCACAUUGGAGAAAGCCAUCGAGGUGGCCGGGAAGCAAACCGCGCAACUUUUUUACGAAAACACUCUCACCGCGAUGGCCACCGAUCUAGCCAAGGGAUCGCCCGCCGUCGGGCACAAAUUGUUCUUACAACUCCUGGCGAAGAUCAAUCCCGAGAUGACCGCCGCUAACGUCUCGAAAUUGAUCCGCGUGAAGAAUUCUUAUCAGAACAGAAAGAACAUCGGCCUCUCGUUACUCUGGGCGAUGUCCCAGGCUGGCAGAAGGAAUCUGCCACUGGGGUUGAAAGUAUGGCACGAAGUGAUGUCGCCGAUGCUGGAGGCCAAAAGCUACUGCAACUACGUCGCACAAAUAUUGAACGAUCUGGUGUUCGGCCACGAGAACUGCCACGACCUCAAACCGGAGGUGUACUUCGAUAUAAUCGAAGACACAUGCUCUGGGAAGUUCAACGUCCCUGCUUCGAUAGGCAGGGAAAUUAAUAACAGCCUCGACAAAUUAAGAUCGAUACUGUUUAAAAAUAAAAAUCUGAGUUGUACAAAGCUGUUCGAAACGUUGCUCGGAAAGGUCUCACCGAAGGUGCACGCGAGCUAUAGGGACGAAUUAGUUAAAGCGCUCGUAGGCUGUUUAUGUACAGACCGUCUCUGCUUCUCCGCGUGGAGAUCGCUCCACGCUAAGAAUUUGUACCAAUCGCAUUUAAUUUUAACGUACAUCGAUGCUAAAUGGAGUGUCUUGCGUACGAAAUUAGACGCGAAAUGCUUGAAAGAAACGUGUACGCUAUUUCAGACGAGCAACGAGAGGUGGAAGAAGGGCAAGGACGAGGGCCUGGCCAAGAGUUGCAACGCGAUAUGCAAGGGAUUAUUAUUGAAAAUGACAGCUUCUCCGAGCAAGAAGUUCCCCUGGAGAAAAGUGGUAGUUUUGUUAUUACUUCUUGUCAGUGCCGUCAUCAGUUACGAUGUUUACAAGCACAAUGGUUUUAAAGCAUCGAACACGGACAAACUCUUGAAGAGCAGUGGACUGUCCGCUUAUGGGCACCAGUCAUGGGUCGUGAUACAAGGGUACUCGUCCAGAGCUCUCGAAUUUAUAGAAGCCUCGUCACCGGAAUAUUACAAGGCGACGGUCGAUACGUGUAAACCGUAUAUGAAAUUAGCUGGGGACGUUUACAUUGUAAUGAAAAAUGUUUCUCUUAAAUUUUACGAUAACAUUGUGGAGUACACUAGAAAAAACGGUCCGCGGGUGACGGAAACGAUCGAACAUUACGCUCCGGGAAUGUUGGACGAAAUUAAAUUAAGGAGUAACCAGAGUUUCGAAUUAGUCACAGUCUAUACGAAACAGUUCUCGGAGAAGGUGUCCGACUACUGGAUCCUGUCGAUUGAUUGGAUCCAACACAAUGUCUUCGUCGGGAAACUAAGUCCGGAGAAUUUGCAAAAUUACGCCACGAAAGCGAUCGACACGACGCAGAGUUUGGCAAGUCAAACUUACGACUGGGUCUACGAGAAGAUGCAGACGCUGUCUAAAGUCCCGUGAACGAAAUUCACCGGACGUUAAGUAACCGGAACUUUGUUCUUCGGUGAUUAACGAAUAAAAUCUCCUCCCACGUCUCUGCAUUUAGUUCUAUGAUUCCGAAGUUGCUGAUACAUUUCCAAAUACAUCGUGACGGCCAUUUUACCUGUGAUAUUUGAAGAAUAUGUAUACGUACUCCGACGCGACGUUUUGACAAACACGUAAAUUCGAUUCGAAACUGUCCCCUUUAAGUUAAUACUGUCUGUCGUCAAAAUAAUUAUUAAAGUAAUAUAUAUACUACAUUAUUUAGUAUUGAGACGAAGAACCUCUCAUUUUGUAUAUUUACUAAUAUAUUUUUCAUUCAAUGUUUCUAAUACGGUGUUUGAUGAUAAUAUAACAAGUUGAUUUGUGAAUUUGAACAGUAUAUUGAAUAAUAAAAUUAUUUUUUUGGUAUC